This is a messenger RNA of Manacus vitellinus (golden-collared manakin), 575 nucleotides long. RefSeq names its product ribosomal protein S23 (gene RPS23). Gene Ontology annotation, cellular component: ribosome; cytosolic small ribosomal subunit. The record is from RefSeq and is a predicted model, not a curated record. The transcript is spliced from 4 exons. The coding region runs from base 98 to 529 and encodes 143 amino acids. Gene Ontology annotation, molecular function: structural constituent of ribosome. NCBI's taxonomy places the organism in Eukaryota, Metazoa, Chordata, Aves, Passeriformes, Pipridae. Gene Ontology annotation, biological process: translation.
GGCGCGGGCAGCCCGCGGCAGGUCCUAGCGGGCGCGGCUAUAGGCGGCGGUCGCGGACCUCCCUCCCUCUUUUCUCGCUCGGCAGCUGCAGGAGAGGAUGGGGAAGUGCCGAGGCCUCCGCACGGCUCGGAAGCUGCGCAGCCACCGCCGCGACCAGAAGUGGCACGACAAGCAAUACAAGAAGGCGCACCUGGGCACGGCAUUGAAGGCCAACCCCUUCGGCGGCGCCUCCCACGCUAAGGGCAUCGUCCUGGAGAAAGUUGGAGUAGAAGCCAAGCAGCCCAACUCUGCCAUCAGGAAAUGUGUCAGGGUCCAGCUGAUUAAGAACGGCAAAAAAAUCACAGCCUUUGUCCCCAAUGAUGGCUGCCUGAACUUCAUUGAGGAGAACGAUGAGGUGCUGGUGGCUGGGUUCGGACGCAAGGGCCAUGCCGUUGGGGACAUCCCAGGGGUCCGCUUCAAGGUGGUCAAGGUGGCCAAUGUGUCCCUGCUGGCGUUGUACAAGGGCAAGAAGGAGAGACCAAGAUCAUAAACCCAUGUCUUGACAAGAUGGUCAAUAAAAAAUCCUUUGUUCUGAA